Diorhabda sublineata is the source of this 4504-nucleotide messenger RNA. It is a transcript of the gene D2hgdh, whose product is annotated as D-2-hydroxyglutarate dehydrogenase, mitochondrial. The coding region runs from base 385 to 1950 and encodes 521 amino acids. The transcript has 10 exons. Lineage: Eukaryota; Metazoa; Arthropoda; Insecta; Coleoptera; Chrysomelidae. Gene Ontology annotation, cellular component: mitochondrion. The record is from RefSeq and is a predicted model, not a curated record. Gene Ontology annotation, molecular function: catalytic activity; FAD binding.
AAUUUUUUCGCCCGCCAUGGAUGAGAAUUGUGAUAUAUUGUUUGGACAAAUUAUGUGAAUCUAGUUUAUUAAUCUAAAAGCGCAGUGAUUACGUAACGAAAUAAUUACUUAUUUUGGAUACUGAGAGUGUUUAUAUUUACAUAGAAAUAAUUUACCGAUAAUACUGAAUGAGUUUCGGUGUUACAAGUGCAUGAUUCGAAAGUGAGGUUAUGUGUUUCGUUUAUUUGUGAACAUCAAGAUUAUCUUCGACACAAAAGGUUUUUAAUAACGUAGGUGUACAAGAGCUGAAACAUUGGAAUAAAACUUUGAGUUUAUGAUCUUGAUGAUACUCUUUGGAAUUCGUGGAAUAAUUCAAAAUUCCCCUUUUCCGUCUAACAGCGCCACAUGUUUCUCAAGGGAGUCCGACAGUUGAUCGGGCCGCUCACCCAAUCCCCGGGGAGGCGCCCUUUCCCAGCGAGACCCUCGCUAGAGCGGCCCUUCCAGUUUUCCAGACAACUCGCCAGCGCAAGCACGCUACCGCAGUUAACUAAGGACCGAUAUCCUUAUGUGAAAAGAGGUCAAUACGCCAACUUAGAUCAACAUCACUUGAAAUACUUCAAGGAUUUACUUGGACCAAAUCGCGUUAUUACAGAUACGGAUGAAUGUCAAGGUUUCAACAUUGACUGGAUUCGAUCUGUUAGAGGUUAUAGUCAAUGUGUCCUAAAACCAAAAACUACCGAAGAGGUUUCCAGUAUAUUAUCAUUUUGUAAUGAAAAUCGUCUUGCCGUUUGUCCACAAGGUGGAAAUACUGGCCUAGUAGCAGGAUCUGUUCCUGUAUUCGAUGAAGUCGUUCUUUGGACCGGAUUGAUGAACGAAAUUAUCCAUUUAGAUGAUACCUCAGGUGUUCUGACUUGUCAAGCUGGUUGUAUACUCGAAAACCUAGAAAAUUACGUAGCGAAUCAUGAUUUGAUGAUACCUUUAGACCUUGGCGCUAAAGGAUCCUGUUAUAUUGGAGGAAAUGUAUCCACAAACGCCGGCGGUUUAAGACUUUUACGCUACGGAAACCUACACGGAAGUAUCCUCGGUAUAGAAGCCGUUAAAGCAGACGGCGAAGUAAUCGACUGCUUGAACACUUUAAAAAAAGACAAUACGGGAUAUCAUUUGAAACACCUCUUCAUAGGAUCCGAAGGAACCUUGGGAGUUGUUACUAAAGUUGCGAUUAGUUGUCCAACGAAACCCAAAGCUAUCAACGUGGCGUUACUGGGUUUAAAUUCGUUCGAAGAAGUUUUGAGAACAUUGAAAAAAGCCAAAAGAGAAUUAGGAGAAAUUUUAUCAUCGUGCGAAUUAAUCGACAAUUUAUGUAUGGAUCUAGUUUUGAAACAUUUGAAGGUCCCACCGCCCAUCGGUCAACAUAAUUUUUACAUGUUAAUAGAAACCCAUGGAAGUAACUUGAUACACGACGAGGAGAAGACGAAUUCGUUUUUGGAGAAUGUUAUGAACGAGGGUUUAGCUUUGGAUGGUACAACAACGAACGAAGUCAGCAAAAUGAAGUCUAUAUGGGAUUUGAGGGAAAGGAUAACCGAGGCGCUUCUUCACGACGGAUACAUCUUCAAAUAUGAUAUUUCACUUCCGACUGAAAGUUUCUAUUCUUUGGUUGAAAUAAUGAAAGAACGGUUGGGUGAUAGGUCUCAUAGAGUUUGUGGAUACGGACACCUUGGCGAUGGUAAUAUCCAUUUGAGUAUCUCAGUGUCUGAAUUCACCAAAGAAAUCCUGGAUCUUAUUGAACCGUACGUUUACGAAGUCACCUCAAAGUUCAAGGGAAGUGUGAGCGCUGAACACGGAAUCGGAUUCAGAAAACCGAAAUACAUGCAUUAUUCCAAAAGUAAAGAAGCUAUAAUGUUAAUGAAACAUAUAAAAAAUCUCAUGGAUCCCAAUGGCAUCCUCAAUCCAUAUAAAGUGUUACCACCUUAAAGUAAUUUGUAUAAGAACAUUCAGAGCAGAAAUUCACUAACUAGUUUUUGAUUUUUACAUAAUUCACUCGUUGCAACAAUCCUACUUUUCUAUCCCAGAGUGUAUAUUAAAUUUAUUUAUAACAAAUUCCUGUUUAUUAUAAACGAAUCACUUACAAAAUUUGUUCAAUGAAAAUAAUUUUCCACAACAAAUAAUAAAUUGAUAUACUCAAUUAUUUAUUAGUGGGUACAGCAAAAUUUAUUGUUUAUGUAUAAAAAUAGUAAAUAACAAAAUUUCUAUUCCAAGUUGUAGUGAAGACUAUUUUGAUUUACUAACAGAAAAAAUUUUAUAUUAAACUUACCAAGCCAAAAAAUUUUGUAAUUGAUUUACAUAUUUUUGUAUUGAAUACACAUUUUUUUAAAUUAAUAAAAUAUAUUCAAUUCAUAUCUUACCCCUCAUGUGAAGCUAAGAAUUUGGAUUAAUUGGUCUCUAUCUGUCGCUAUUCGGAAUAGUUCUUCUAUUACCAGCCCUAAUAUUUCGUUGGCAUGGUACCUUUUUGGGACCCAUCCAUCUUCUGCCCUCAACUUUUCCCUGAUUGAUCAACCAAUCAGGGAAUCAAUGUGAUAAUUCUACAGAAGAAAACAAUAAUUAUUUUUUUUUCAAUAGGGAGCCUUGUUGGUCCCAAUUACUUUGGUAAUCCCUUUAGAGUCCCUUUGACACAGUUUACAGCUAUCCAGAACAGAGAAUUUAAGGCUCCACCUUCUUUCUUGGUGUAAUUCAUGGUUCCCUCAUUGUUCUUGGCGAUUUUAAUAGCUCCCUUUUCGUUCUGGUGAUUUUAAUAGCUCCAUCUUCGUUUUUUACGAUAAAAAUGACUCCAUCUUUGUUCUUUGGCUAUAUUCAUGGCUCCAUCUUUGUUCUUGUUAAUAUUCAUGACUCAAUCUUCCUUCUUGAUGUUAAAUAUGGCUCCAUCUUCGUCCUUGGCAACUUUCACUGUUCCAUAAUAACAAUGGCUCCAUCUUCAUUCUUUGGUUAUAUUCAUGGCUUUGUUCUUGGUAAUAUUCAUGACUCAUUCUUCUUCGUUCUUGGUGAUAUCUAUAGCUAAAUCUUCGUAUUUUGGUUAUAUUCAUGACUGCAUCUUAGUUCUUUAGUUAUAUUCCUGGCUCCAUCUUCGUUAUUGGUUAUAUUCAUAGCUCCAUCUUCAUUGUUGAUAAUAUUAAAGACUCAAUCUUCGUUCUUGGUGAUAUUUUUGCCUUGUCCUAAUUGCUCUAGUCAUCCCUUUACAUUUCCUUGGCUACCCUUGCCGUAGCUAUCCAGAAUUGGAGAAUUUAUUGCUCGUUUUUCUACACUUCCGUUCUUGGUGAUAUCAAUGACUCCAUCUUCGUUCUUGUUGAUAUUCAUGGUUCCAUCUUCCAAAGUUAGCAGUUAUUACUAUAAUUCAUAAUGAAAAAACUUUGUUAGUCCUGAUUGCAUUGAUAAGCCCUCCACACUCCCUUUGGUUUCCGUUGCUAUAGCUUGCAGCUAUAGCUGAGAAUUUUCUAGACGUUUCUGGCUUUGAAGCAAGGCUCUUCGGAUAUGUCAAAUUCUAAGAAUUUUCCUCCAUAAGAGCUUGAUACUUUCCUUUUUUUUCCACUGAACUUCCAUUAGCUCUGGGAUUAGACCUACUAGAAUCUUUGCCUUCCUUCUACUCAACUACAAUAUUUUUGCUGUCAAAUCCGAGGGGGUUUUUCCCGCUUAUGACGUUUUCGAUCUGUUUACAACCAUAUAAUUUGACCCAUGCCUUUUUUUCGUUUAACACGGUUUAAAGUUUUCCUCAAUCCAGUAGUACUGAUUGGAAUCCUUUCGGUGAUUCACUGGCUCAAAGUUUGAUCAUGUCGUUGGCAAUCCCUUUGCCCCUGAGUCCUUUAUAUCCAGGAUUGAAGUGCAGUAGUCCUUUCUCAAGUUAGCUAAUUAAGUGACUUGUACCAUUCCAGAAUCAACUCAACGAAACCAAAGAUUGUUUUUGACAAAGACCUUCAACCUAUUUAUGCCCAAAAUUAUUUUUUAGUAUAACUGGGAGAUUCAAGCUCACCAGUGUGAUAGGAAAGCUUUUCAUAUAUUGAUAUAGGAAAGUGGAAAUUAAUCUUUGAUUAGAACAAAUAUCUUUUUGUCUAUCUGUUUUACAACUUUUUGGAUAUUGUUCUGAAAAUUUUGUUUUGAACUAAUCAGCAUCACAAGGAAAAGAAAAAUGAUAAAAUAGGUACUUCAAAUAUUUACCUCUUUUUUCCUUUCCAGUAGUUUUCUUCAUCUUCAAUACAAAAAUAUUGAAAAUCAAUCAUAAUUUCCUCAUUAACAAAUAUUAAUCGACACAAAAUGAGAACAUUGUAGAUGGAAGACGUUGUCAAAUGUACAGAUAUAUUUUUAUAUUUGGCGAAUCGGAAAUUUAUCUACCUUCCUUCCUUUUUCCCCUACUUGUACCGUUUUUACAUAAAAAAUGUUGUGUCUACGUUUUCAAAUUUUUUUCUCGAUAUGAAUUUAUUAGAAUAUUUGUUAUAUUUAAAUAGUUAUCAAAUUUUGGAAAUAUAUUUUAUUCAAAAAA